Molecule: messenger RNA, 1953 nt
Organism: Thyridium curvatum
Lineage: Eukaryota; Fungi; Ascomycota; Sordariomycetes; Thyridiales; Thyridiaceae
Exons: 4
Coding region: 1-1953 (650 amino acids)
Source: RefSeq, a predicted model, not a curated record
AUGCCGUCCUUCUUCUCUUUCCAGCAGGGCAACGAGGCCCGCGCCCUCUUCCCGGCCGACGCGUCGCCGCUGCUGGGCCGCUUCCGCGCCGUUCCUCGGCCUCUCGGCGGUGGUGGUUACGCUGGCGGAGGGCUGGGCGCGGCGCAGCAGCGCGGCGGGCAGAUCAACGCGGCGUGGCGCGGCAGCGUACAUAUCGGGUACGGCGCGGUGCUGGCGCAGCAGCUCGAGGACGAGGAGGACGACGAGACGGGCGACGAAGACGGGCUGAGCGACGACGACGAGGGCGGCCUCGGAUGCGUCGGGCGGUGUCACAAGCUGGGCAGGAGGACCUGGCGCUGGGUGAACGAUCUCUGGAUCACGCCGAAGCAGAGCGCGGUCAAGAGAGUUGUCAACAGCUGGUGGAAUCGCUGGACACUGCUGGUAGUGCUGCCGGCUGCGCUGGCCAUUGCGUGGUGUGCCUUGCCUUUCCCUCAGUACCCGUUACCGGGGUCGCCCGAGACUCCUGAUCCGGACAAUCCACCCCGGAACGGAGGCAAGGUACCGGGUCACGGAGAGGCCCGGGUUCAGGUUAACUUUUGGUUCUUCCUUUUCGUGUAUUAUGGCUGCUACAGUCUGACUGCACUGAUUUGGAUUACCAAGGUGUUCAACCUCUACAGCUUGAACUGGUGGCCCAAGUCUCUCGGCUUUCCUGUAACCAUAACGCUUAUCGCGCUGCUUUCUAUCGCCGCACCGAUGCCCGUGUAUCUAAUCCCGGAGUCUAGGUGGCUCACGGUUCACAACACGGCAUGGAUUACCUGGACCUUCUUUAUCAUGGCCAUGCCAGUUCUGAUUGCGUUCUGCAUCUUGAUGACCCACGAACGCCAUCUCGGGCUCCGGCACUCCCUUUCCGAGACCCAACGCAUUUUCACCUCGUCUUGGUGGACCGGCGAACCAGACACGCUGCCGCGAAGAGAGUCGAGGCGCCGCGGCCGAGCGUGGAUGCACCAGCAGAACAACAUGGGCGACGACUUCGACUCGGACGCGGCCCUCCAGGUUGCAGCUGUGAGCGAUAUGGGCCCUGCCUCACGACGGGGCGUUGUCCCCGUCGCGAUGCGUCGGCGCUGGUUACCCGCCAGCUUCAUACGCUUCAUUUGGUUCUGCCUGGCCCUCUUUAUUGGCCUGCUCGUGUACGUCAUUGGAGAGGCGUACGCCGAGAUCUAUCUUCGCACCCUGCCACACAACAACCUGGAGACUAUCGUCUAUGUAUACGGCUGGGUCGCCACCGUGCAUCUUCUCGACGGCCUGACAGGCUGGAUCUUGGGCGGCAACGAGGGCGAGAGGGUCGGGAGCUACCCUCUGAGUUGGAUCUUCAAGCUAUACUUCAUGCUCACCUACCAGACCUACGUCCGGGCUCUGUACGCCCGGCUCCGCUCGCCGUCCCAGUUCAUCUGGCUGCAGGCGCUCUCGUCCUUCUUCCUCAUCACCAUCACCCCGCUCUUCAUGUCGCGCCCCGCCCACCGCUGCCUGACGCUGCUGUCGCUCAACGCCCAAUCCUACGGCGCCUACCACAAGACGUGCGUGCGCAACGUCUUUGUGCGCUUCCUCGCCGAGAACGCCAGCAUGCUCGCCUUCCUGGGGUCCAUCCUCGUCCUGCACUUUGGCGCCAACAAGGACGUCUACCCGUACUUUGCGUUUGACGGCGGGCAGCAAGGCGGCGGCGGCGGCGGCGGCGGCGACGGGGACGGGUACGACUUCAACCUCACCUUCUACGCCUCGUCGGUGACGUGGGCGUGCGAGCUGGCGGCGAGCUUCGUCGUGGCGGGCCUGAUCCGCUGGAUCUACGGCGUCAGCGUCGUGGUCGAGGGCAAGCUCGACCUGGCCGUCUGGCCGGAGCUGCUGCCGACCAGCGUGGCCGUGAUUCUGCACGUGCUGCAGAACAUGCUGUUUAGCAUUGCCCGGCUGCAGUUCCACUGA